Molecule: messenger RNA, 642 nt
Organism: Vollenhovia emeryi
Lineage: Eukaryota; Metazoa; Arthropoda; Insecta; Hymenoptera; Formicidae
Gene: e(r)
Product: enhancer of rudimentary homolog
Exons: 3
Coding region: 231-542 (103 amino acids)
Source: RefSeq, a predicted model, not a curated record
GACUACGACUAUGCGUACAUAUUAUCGAGGAGUCUAUGGAGUGUUAUUCGUCGACAAUUGCGUCAAUAUAACGUUGUAAUUUGCUCACGUUUUCUUCCGGCAGAUUCCUUUUUUUAGGCUUUCAAGUCCUCUAAAGGAAAUAUCGUCCUACAUUAUCUGGAUCGCUGUCUCCAAGAAUUGCUGAUUAAUCAUUCUAUGAUCGAUAUUUGGUUAACAGCACAUAAAUAAAAAUGUCUCAUACAAUACUACUAGUACAACCUGGUUCCAGGCCUGAAACAAGAACAUAUUCUGAUUACGAAAGCAUUAACGAAUGUAUGGAAGGUGUUUGUAAAAUUUAUGAAGAACAUCUGAAGAGACGAAAUCCAAACACUCCAACUAUCACUUAUGACAUUAGUCAAUUAUUUGAUUUCGUUGAUCAGCUAACGGAUUUAUCCUGUCUUGUGUAUCAAAAGUCGACAAAUACUUAUGCUCCUUACAAUAAGGAUUGGAUCAAAGAAAAGAUAUAUGUUCUAUUGCGUAGAGCUGCGGGACAUGGAGAGUAAUCAAUAUAUAAAGUACAUGUAUACGUCUGUGUUUUCAUACAAUAAGAUAAUUUUAAACCUCUCUAUAUAUUAUUUACUGUAAUAAAUCUAUAAAUUACAA